Molecule: messenger RNA, 727 nt
Organism: Cajanus cajan (pigeon pea)
Lineage: Eukaryota; Viridiplantae; Streptophyta; Magnoliopsida; Fabales; Fabaceae
Product: calcium-binding protein KIC
Molecular function (GO): calcium ion binding
Source: RefSeq, a predicted model, not a curated record
GCAAAAAGCCAUCAUGUAUCUAUCCCUAUAAUUCUUAUUUAUUGGUGAUAGUUACUUACAACAAGUCUUCCAAAGUCGCUUUCUUCUUCCACCUUUGUUUCCACGUUCAACAAUUAAUUAAAAAAUUAUUUGUCCUCCCAAAACAAUGGAAGGCAAAGGCAAGCAAUCCAAGAAAGAGAGGACGAUGGAAGCAGAGUUCGAGGACUUGCUGCCUGUGAUGGCAGAGAAGCUGGAUGUGGAGACCUUUGUGUCUGAGCUGUGUGGGGGUUUCAAGCUUCUGGCUGACCCAGAAACGGGUUUGAUCACUAGUGAGAGUCUGAUGAGGAAUUCAGCUCUGUUGGGUAUUGAUGAAAUGAGCAAAGAGGAUGCAGAGGCCAUGGUUAGACAGGGUGAUCUUGAUGGGGAUGGAAAGCUCAAUGAGACUGAGUUUUGCAUCCUUAUGGUCAGGCUUAGCCCUGGAAUCAUGGAUGAUGCUGAGACAUGGCUUCACAAAGCACUUGAACAAGAGCUCACCAAAUCCUCCUCUUAAACUUAAACCUUUUGCAAUCAAUUGUAAGUUAUUUAUGUAUUUGUGUGUGCAUACAUGUGUCUAUCAUGCAAUUAUAAGAAACUUGUGACACUGCAUAAGUGCUUUCUUAUGGGAAUUUAUGUAUCAUGAAAUGAAUCUGUUCAGUGAGUUUGUUCAAGCAGAAAAGAGUUUGAUACAAGACGUAAGUUAAAUUAGAUA